GACUUUCUUCCAUUCGCUACCCCCACUUCGUUAACUCACUUCGGCCCUAUCUUAGCGCACCUUGAAAGCAAUAACUACGUCAAUAAUUCCAACGAUUUACGGGGCACAUACAUAAAUGUCUCGUUCCAGAUAGCAUUUUUCCGGACCAACAGGUCAAUUAUUAUGGAUGGAUGGCCAGGUCAUCUCUACCGCUACCAUGUUGUAGUUGAUGCACCACGACCGGAGAGUUAUCGUGCAGAUAUUGAAACUGCGGCUUAUCUUUAUGAAGAAGCAGACAAGCAGAAGCUUUGGGGUGAUAUCGCGGCUGCGGCAGAAAGUGGAAGAGAUUUCUCAAGUCGCUGGUUCAGUCAAACAGGACCAAUGGCAGGAAAAUUUGAAGGCACUAGGACGAGUGAGAUAGUACCUGUGGAUCUCAAUGCUAUCAUAUGUGGAAAUCUUCAACUGAUGCGUGAUCUUUACGAUGCAAUGGGGAAUAUUGACGGUUCGAAAAGCUGUGCACAAGAGGCUGACUUAAUGAAGCAGACAAUACAUCAGGUAUUGUGGAACGAGUCAGCUGGGUGUUGGUUCGAUUAUGACAUCGCCAAUGAUCAGCACCUUCGUAUGUUCAGUGACACUAAUUUUUUCCCGCUGUACACAAAAUCUACGCAUCCAGGUUUUGAUUCCCAAACCAUCGUUGACUACUUACGAAAAGUAGGCGUACUAGAGUUUCCCGGUGGAGUGCCAACUUCACUCAUUGCUACAGGUCAGCAGUGGGAUUUUCCCAAUGCAUUUGCACCAACACAGUGGAUCCUCAUCGAAGGCCUUAGAAUGUCUGGCCAAGAAGAGAUCGCUCUGCAGUUGACCGAGAAAUGGGUCAGGAAGAACUUCAACAUGUGGCGUGCCAGCGGUGGAACAAUGUAUGAAAAGUGGCUGGUUAGCAGUCUUGAUCGGGGAUGGGUCCCGUCACCAUCGUCAAGGAUGGGUCCUCCCAUCCUUGACCCUCGACUUGGGGAUUUGCUCGUCUCCGAGGUUGCGGAUAUGUCUCUGAGCAUGGGAUGUGUCCUCGAG
This is a messenger RNA of Ostertagia ostertagi, 1047 nucleotides long. Lineage: Eukaryota; Metazoa; Nematoda; Chromadorea; Rhabditida; Trichostrongylidae. The record is from the annotation of a GenBank genome assembly.